Gryllus bimaculatus (two-spotted cricket) is the source of this 1677-nucleotide messenger RNA. Lineage: Eukaryota; Metazoa; Arthropoda; Insecta; Orthoptera; Gryllidae. The record is from the annotation of a GenBank genome assembly.
AUGGCGUUUGGGAUGAUGGUGACAUCUGUGGCGCUUCUGACGAUGGUGACGUCUGUGGCGAUGGUGGCGUCUGUGGCGAUGGUGGCGUCUGUGGCGAUGGUGGCGUCUGUGGCGAUGGCGCUCGCCGACAGUAAUUCUGCGCCGGCGAUUACGAGGCUAGUAAUAAGCUUUCAAUAUCAGUCGCUGGGAGAGGGUUUGCAGAAGGGGCGCAAAAUCUGCGCACAGCGCCAGCACAGGACGCGCCAGCAGCGGAGGAUGAGGACAAGGAGAAGAAAGUGCGGUCGGCGCUCCGGUGCCGCGGUCGCAGCCCUGACGAAAGGCUCAUUGAAGGAACUGUCUCUUACGUCAUCUAUUGCUGCCUCUGACAUUUCAGAACGAGAAGAGUUCAUUGGUUUCGAGCCCGUAAUAAAGAAAUCAGGAAAGGCUCGGCGGAGGCGACGCUGUUGCUCGCUGGCAGACUGCAAGUUGUACUUGGUUGUGUGUGAUGUGCAAGAGAAGAGAAUGCCGCUGCUGCAGGACACGUUCGAGAAUUACGAGCUAUCGAAACAUUUUCGCGACGCGCCGGACGCAGUGCUGGCACCGGCGCUGCUGCCGGCCUUCCACGCGACGGCCAUGGCGUAUCGGAAGAAAGCGGCGGCGGCGGCGCCGCGGCCGCGGGCGGCGGCGCGGGCGGCGGUGGGCCCGGCGCGGGUGGCGGCGGCGGCGGGGCCGGCGCCCGGCCCGCUGGCGGCCGAGGACGGCGCGCCGCUCGGCCCCCGCCGGCGGCCGGCUCGCCGCCCGCGGCCGCCGCCCAAGCGACGCCCGCCCACGCACACGCCCACGCCCGCCGACGAGAAGGGCGGCGCGGGCGGCGGGGCCGCCGGGCCCGGCGCCAGCAACGCCAGCGACCACAACAGCGAGGAGGGCGAGCUGGACGAGUUCGCGCCCAAGCGCAAGCAGCGCAGGUACCGCACCACCUUCACCAGCUUCCAGCUGGAGGAGCUGGAGAAGGCCUUCACGCGCACGCACUACCCGGACGUCUUCACCAGGGAGGAGUUGGCCAUUAAAAUCGGACUCACCGAGGCGAGAAUACAGGUGUGGUUCCAGAACCGGCGUGCCAAGUGGCGCAAGCAGGAGAAGGUGGGUCCGCAAGGCCACCCCUACAACCCGUACCUGAGUUCGGGCGCGCCGCAGCCGCCGUCGACGGUGGUGGCGCCGUCGCUGCCCAACCCGUUCAGCCUGGGCUUCGGGCUGCGCAAGCCCUUCGACGGCGCGGGCGGGCUGGCGGCGGCCUUCCGCUACCCGACGCUGCCCACCGGGCACAUGCUGCCGGCGGCGGCCUUCCUCGCCAAGACAUCUCCGGCCGCCAUCGGCUCCAAGCUGGGCGGGGCGGGCCGGGCCCGCGGCGCGAGAUACCAGCAGACCGCGCGCUGCUGCGCCGCCACGGCAUGGCGCGCGGUGUCCGGCGGCGGGGCGGCGCGGCGGGGCGGCCGCGGCGGCCGUCACGUCGCGGCGUCAGUGGGAAGCGGCGGAGGCGGCGGCGGCGGCGGUGGGGGCGGCUCGCCCCCGGCCGGCGGCGGAGCCACCGCCCCCGACCUGGACCGCCGCACCUCCAGCAUCGCGGCGCUGCGCCUCAAGGCCCGCGAGCACGAGCUGCGCCUGGAGAUGCUGCGCAAGAACGGGGACCUCAUCAGCUGA